This is a messenger RNA of Acaulospora morrowiae, 786 nucleotides long. NCBI's taxonomy places the organism in Eukaryota, Fungi, Glomeromycota, Glomeromycetes, Diversisporales, Acaulosporaceae. The record is from the annotation of a GenBank genome assembly.
AUGACAACUUCGAUACGUAGCUCACUUUUUCCGUCGGAGACAAAAGGCGGAAUUGGGCCCUCAAAAAAGUAUCUCGAGAAACCACGUAGGAAAUCAACAUCCGAUGUUGGCACCCAGACCAUCAAGGACAACGUCAAGGAGCCCAAUCUGUGCAGUGAAGAAGGAUGUUCAACGAUGUGUCAAUCUUUGUUCAAACGGAGUAAACGGAUUUUUGAUAUUCUCAUAUAUUUUCGUCUUGCACUUGCUUUAACCCUGUACAUUCUCAUCUUGGUGGACGUAAUUCACAUUCUCACAAGGGUCAUAAAUGCAGAGUUUACCCUUUUUACACUAUUCUCGCAUCCAAAAAGAUUAGCCAAUUUCCCGAGAGCCAUUAAGAUAUACAGGGCGAGUCGUAAGAGGAACCAGCAACUCGGGGAGGAUUACCCGUUGGAUGUGAAGGAGGCACAAAAACGCGUGGGCAGAGCCUAUGAUUGGUAUAUAUAUGAAGGAGACAAGGCGUUUAUUUGCCCUCCAGCAAAAUUGUUAAUAGUCCUCACAUUUUGGAAUAUAGGGAGUUUUUUGCAAUAUGGCAUUUGUGCAAUUUUGUGGUUUAUCACACAGCAAUAUCGACCCGUUGUAAUUUAUGCGGCAUUGGAUCUGUUUAGCUUCUUGUGUGAGGUAGCCCCAAUUCCCCUAGUGGUCAGCCAAUCAAGACGUGCCAUAUUGGCGCGUCGGUAUGCGGUCUUUGAAGCCGGGAGAACCAGAUUGUUGCCGCACUCGAGAUACCGAAGAUCCAUGGGUAUAUGA